Messenger RNA from Olea europaea var. sylvestris, 1647 nucleotides. RefSeq lists its product as uncharacterized. NCBI's taxonomy places the organism in Eukaryota, Viridiplantae, Streptophyta, Magnoliopsida, Lamiales, Oleaceae. Bases 1 to 1647 code for a protein of 548 amino acids. The transcript is spliced from 5 exons. The record is from RefSeq and is a predicted model, not a curated record.
AUGAAGGUUUCAGAUGGUACUGAGUCGAUUCUUUCUCCAAAUUCACGGUCAGGUGGGGAUAAGUUGACGUGUUACCGGAGUCUACGCCGGCGGCGGAAGGGAAACAAUGAUGUUGGCCGGAGGGGGAGUCAGAAUACAGUGAUGAAUGAGGAAUCUUCUCUUCUAUAUUGUUUCUGGGUUUUUUGCUUUGAUUGUUUCAAGGGGUCCGAGCUGAAUUCUUCAAUGGAAACCCCUAAUCAUGCAACGGAAGGAGCUACAACAAAGUGGGAAUGUGGCUACUCGAAAGUACAGAUUGCAACUUUCUCAGUUGCUUCUGCUUUGCAAGUUGAAUUGGUUGAAGCUCGAAAUCGAAUAAAAGAGCUUGAAGCAAAGCGAAUGUUUUCUAGGAUGAAACUCGAAAGCUUCACGAGGAAGCUGGAUGAAGAAAGGGCUUCAUGGAUUAGACGAGAGCAUCAAAAGAUGAGUGCAAUAAUCAAGCACUUAAAGGAAAGCACAAUAAUGGAAAGAAGAAAAUUUCAAAAGGUGGAUAUUCUUAAGUCCAAACUUCUUAGCAAUCUUGCUGAUUCCAAGAAAUCGGCCAAGCAAUUCGUGCAGAAUUACGAGAGAGAGAAAAAGGCGAAAGUGUUUUUGCAGGAUGUAUGUACUGAGCUAGCUAAAGAAAUUGAGAAGGAAAAGGCUGAAAUUGUAGCGUUGAAGAGAGAACUCGGACGAGUCCUAGAGAAGGUGGAAGAAGAGAAAAAUAUGCUGCAAAUGGUCGAGGCUUGGCACGAAGAACGUGUCCAGGUGACGUUAGUCAAUGCAAAGCUGAUUUUGGAGGAGAAAUAUUCUGCAAUGAGUAAUAUUAUAGCAGAGCUCCAGACAUUCUUGAGAUCGACAAAUGUAAAUACAGAUAUGAGUCAUAUGACCAAGAAGAGCCAGAUUGAACUCCAAAGCACAAACGAAUUCUCACAUACGCCUCCAAAACCAGAUUACAUACACACAAUCGUUGAGGGUUCAAGAGUUAACGUAGAGAAAGGACGGGAAAUGGACCGUUGCAUUGGUCGUAGUCCUACCAGUCAUUCUUCGCGUGUUACAAGAAGCACCACUAAUAUGCAUUCAAGUGACAAGGAGACUAUGAUCCAAGCUGAAGAUCAGAAUUCGAGUUACAAUCUUGAGGAGUUCGAGCAAUCAGCAAAUGACAAUAAUGGGUGUAAGUACAUUUCCAGUGGUAAACCAGAAGAUGACCAUUUUAAACAUCAUGGCAAGUCCACUUCCUCGGCUUUAUCAAAGAAACCGAAGAAAAAAGGUCCGCCCCCGCUCAAGCUUUGGAGAAGCUUUAACGAUGGGAAUGCAAAGCUUUUAAAUGCAUCGUCGUCCAAUGUAUCUUCUAUUUCUCAAGAUAGAGUUUCCGGUGAAGGGGCAGUUUGCGGCCGCAGUUUGGUUGGUCACCGGUGCCAACCUGAUCCUAGGAAUCCACACAUAGUUCGAGGUAUGCAAGGUCGUAUUGAAUGGAGGCGAGGAAUCCAAAGGCGAGGCUUGAGAGCAGAGGGCUUGGAAACCAGGAUUUUGCUGAACUGCCGGAAGAAGCUUGCUAGAAGCGGUGACCGCCCCUCACACUGCUUUAUGAUUUGUGUUUUAUGGUUUAUGAGUUAUGACUAUGAUUUGUGA